AUGGCCGCUCUCAUAGACUCUGAUCUCCCCGAUCUCAAACUCAUUUCGAAAGGAAAAGUGAGGGACAUCUACAGUACCUCUUCUCCGGACCACCUCCUAUUUGUCGCGUCAGACAGAAUCUCUGCAUACGAUGUCAUCUUGAAAAAUGGUAUUCCAGACAAGGGCAAGCUUCUGACGCAAAUUUCGCUGUUCUGGUUUCAAAAGCUCGGGGACAUCAUCCCCAACCACUUCGUCACUGCCAACGUCGAUGAGAUGCCCGCCGAGAUCCAUAAAUAUAAAGAUCAGCUAGAAGGACGCGCGAUGCUUGUGAAGAAGGCCGAGGUCGUCCCCCUGGAAGCGAUUGUGAGAGGUUACAUGGCUGGAUCUGCAUGGUCGGAGUAUAAGAAGAGCGGAACGGUUCAUUCUAUCCCUAUGCCGGAAGGACUUCUUGAAGGGCAGCAACUCCCUCAGCCUAUCUUUACUCCUUCGACGAAGGCGGAGCAGGGAGCGCAUGACGAAAACAUCUCACCCGAGCAAGCGGCGAAGAUAGUGGGCCAGGAGCUGUAUGACCAGAUCUCCACCGCCGCCCUCAAAUUGUAUACAACCGCCUCUCAGCACGCGCGCGCCCGGGGGGUCAUUCUCGCCGACACUAAGUUCGAAUUUGGCCUCAUCCCUUCAUCCGACGGCUCGGACAAAAAGCAGCUCAUUCUCAUAGACGAGCUGCUUACCCCCGAUUCGUCGCGGUACUGGCCUGUCGAUGGUUACAAAGUGGGCGGUGCACAACCAAGCUUUGACAAGCAAUAUCUCAGAGACUGGCUCGUACGCUCUGGUUUCAAGAAGGGGUUGGAGAGCGGCCCCCUUGGCAAGGAAGGUCAAGGUUGGGUGAUUGACGAGGAUAUUGUGCAAGGCACGAGGGAAAGAUAUGCGGAGGCGGUAAAUCUCCUUACAAAGUAG
Molecule: messenger RNA, 933 nt
Organism: Psilocybe cubensis
Lineage: Eukaryota; Fungi; Basidiomycota; Agaricomycetes; Agaricales; Agrocybaceae
Exons: 4
Coding region: 1-933 (310 amino acids)
Biological process (GO): 'de novo' IMP biosynthetic process
Cellular component (GO): cytoplasm
Molecular function (GO): phosphoribosylaminoimidazolesuccinocarboxamide synthase activity
Source: RefSeq, a predicted model, not a curated record